This is a messenger RNA of Parasteatoda tepidariorum (common house spider), 306 nucleotides long. RefSeq names its product ATP-dependent DNA helicase PIF1-like. The record is from RefSeq and is a predicted model, not a curated record. NCBI's taxonomy places the organism in Eukaryota, Metazoa, Arthropoda, Arachnida, Araneae, Theridiidae.
AUGAUUAUAACAAGACAUUCAACAGGAAAUAGUGUGCUUAUUCCUCGCAUCCCCAUCAUAUCUUCAGACAUUCCGUUUCAGUUUAAAGGUUUUCAGUUUCCUGUUCGACUUAGUUUUGCGAUAAGUAUAAAUAAAUCUCAGGGACAAUCUUUAAAAGUCGUUGGUCUUGACUUACAGAAGCCUUGCUUUUCACAUGGACAGCUUUAUGUUGGCUGCUCAAGAGUUGGUGACGAAAAGAACUUAUAUUUGUUGUCACCAAAUGGAAAAACUAAAAAUAUUGUUCAUAAAGAAGUUUUACAAGAAUAG